AGAUAAUAAUAAUAAUAAUAAUGAAAUGAAAUGGUGUAGCCAAAAACCCCCCUGGGUGAAAUUUUGCUCCCUCAAUUGAACAGUGAGGAAAGAGAGGCAGAGAGAAAAUGAGAGAGAGUGGAAGAGCACUAACAACUAAUCAGCAGUAGCCAGUAAGGCCAUGAAAAGAAGAGUCCCCACUAAACCCCUUUGAUUCCAGCUGUGAGUCUUCUUCUUCUUCUUCUGAUUAUUUCUUCCACCCUCUUACUCAAAGUUGCAAACUUGAUGCUCCUCUUUCGGGUACCACAGAGCUGUGAAUAAGAGAUCUAUAGAUAAAAACAAAGCCAAUCCAAUUCUUACCUCAUUCAAUGAUUCCCUUUUGCCCGCAGCUGAAUUGAACAAGAGAGAAAUGGAGGAGGUCCAGGAGGAGAAGGACCACUACAUUUGGCUUUCUUGACUCAAGUCUUACUACCCAUAAACUCCAGACGUGGGUGGAUUGAAAAUGCCUGUAGAUUGCAAGCUGUCUAUCUUUAGGACCUCUUUACCUGCCCAUUGGAAGAUGGGGAAGCAGAAUGAGUCGUCUUUUCAUGGGUUGCAUUCUGAGUGGAAGAGCUGGAGAAAACUUCUCGUUCUGCUGUGUAUAUUGGGUGGUUUGGCUGUUGGGAGCAUUAGGUUUCCGCUGAACUUCGAUGGGAAAGACAGGGUUUCAGAUUCUUGUGAAGGAGAAUUAGUUCGUCACUUCAAUGUUUCCAAGAGCCAGCUCCAUGCACUUGCUUCCCUGUACUCUGACUCGGAGAAGAUAGCUUCACUUGAAUGUACCAAGGAACUGGGACCUGGACCUUCAACAACCGAUCGAAUUUCUUGUGCGAUGAAGUUGAUGUGCUCGAAGAAGCAGGAGUUGAUGGAUGAGGAUGAGACUGCUCUUCAGAACUCAAUUUCAGAUGCAUCUUCGGCAUUGGUUUCAAUGCUUGUAGAUAACACUUUGCAAACAAGCGCCUCUGUUGUAUAUGCUUAUGCUUCUGGUAUGAUGGAAAGAUGUUGGUGGAUGCAAGCUAGCAAAGAAUUCCCCUCUGUUGUAUAUGGUUAUGUUUUUGGCACAAUGAAAAGAUGUUGGUGGAUCCUAGCUGGCGUGGGCUGCCUGUGCCUUAGUGUCAAUCUGAUACCUCUCACCACUUGGUGGAAGAAGCAGUUUCUUACGGUGUUUUUUUGUGGUGGUAUUGCAUUGUCAUUUUAUACCUUCUGGAGUGGGUCUCGGGAGUUUCACUCAAGGAGAGAAGAGACCCUCGCUAGCAUGUGUGACGAGAGAGCACGAAUGCUGCAGGACCAGUUCAAUGUGAGCAUGAACCAUGUUCAUGCCUUGGCCAUUCUUGUAUCUACCUUCCACCAUGGCAAAAAUCCUUCAGCUAUUGAUCAGAAAACAUUUGGUGAGUACGCUGAGAGAACGUCUUUUGAGAGGCCACUCACUAGUGGGGUUGCAUAUGCUUUAAAAGUGGUUCAUUCGGAGAGGGAGCAGUUUGAGAAACAGCACGGUUGGAGGAUAAAGAAAAUGGAAUCGGAUGACCAGGCGCUGGUUCAGGAUUGCAUCCCAGAGAAGCUUGAUCCUGCACCCGUUCAAGACGAAUAUGCACCUGUCAUAUUUUCUCAAGAAUCUGUGGCACAUAUUGUCUCCAUUGACAUGAUGUCAGGAAAGGAAGACCGUGAGAACAUAUUGCGAGCAAGAGCAUCUGGGAAGGGAGUGCUUACAUCUCCUUUUAAGCUCUUGAAAUCAAAUAACUUGGGAGUUGUACUGACAUUUGCUGUAUAUAAUGUUCCUCUUUCUCCACAUGCCACGUCGGAGCAACGAAUUGAAGCUACUGUGGGGUACCUUGGGGCUUCUUAUGAUGUACCAUCUCUGGUGGAGAAGCUCCUGCACCAACUUGCCAGCAGGCAGACAAUUGUUGUAAAUGUUUAUGACACGACUAAUGCGUCUGCUCCCAUUCUUAUGUAUGGCACUGAUGUCGCUGAAGACAUGAGCCUAUUCCGAGCAAGCAACCUCGACUUUGGGGACCCAAUGAGGAAGCAUGAAAUGCACUGCAGGUUCAAGCAAAAACCUCCCGAGCCUACGUCAGCAAUUGAUUCGUCAACCGUAAUCCUUGCUAUUGUUCUACUUGUUUCAUAUAUAUGUAAUGCAGCCAUAAAUAAGAUUGAAAAGGUUGAGGAGGAAUUUCGUGAGAUGACACAACUCAAAGUUCGUGCAGAAGCGGCUGAUGUGGCAAAAUCUCAGUUCCUUGCAACCGUUUCACAUGAAAUCAGGACUCCGAUGAAUGGUGUUUUAGGCAUGUUGCAAAUGCUGAUGGAUACCGAGCUUAAUGACAAGCAAAUUGACUAUGCUGAGACUGCCCAUCGUAGUGGGACAGAACUAAUCUCUUUGAUCAAUGAGGUCCUUGAUCAUGCUAAGAUAGAAUCAGGGAGGCUAGAGUUGGAAGCUGUUCCUUUUGAACUGAGGCCUGUUCUUGACAAUGUUUUCUCUCUUUUCUCUGGAAAAUCCAGUGAAAAGGGAAUUGAGAAGUUGGCCAUUUAUGUCUCUGAUCAAGUGCCUCAAGUGGUCAUAGGCGAUCCUGGAAGGUUCAGGCAGAUUAUUACUAAUCUUGUUGGCAAUUCAGUCAAGUUUACACGUGACAAGGGGCACAUCUUUGUGUCAGUCCAUCUUGCUGAUGAAGUAACGAUAAGCCCAGUUGAGGUUCAAGAUCCAGUUCUGAAACUCAGUUUUGGCUUAGCUCAAGACACCUCAAGCAAGCCAUACAACACACUAAGCGGCUCUCUUGUGGUCAACAGAUGGAAAAGUUGGGAACAUUUCAAAAUUUUGGAUAGAGUGGAUAUCGGAGACUCAUCAACGAUUAGAUUGCUAGUUACAGUCGAGGAUACAGGUGUUGGUAUUCCAGUAGAUGCACAAAGCCGCAUUUUCACUCCUUUCAUGCAAGCUGACAGCUCGACUUCACGAAUGUAUGGUGGGACUGGAAUAGGAUUGAGUAUUAGCAAGCGUUUGGUUGAUCUCAUGGGAGGCGAGAUUGGUUUUGUUAGUGAAUGUGAUGUUGGAAGCACUUUCUCCUUCACUGUUUGUCUCAGAAAAGGGGAGUUGAGUUCCCUUGAUGCUAAGGGGCAACGUUGUGAUGCAACUCCUGUGGAGUUUAGAGGCUCAAAAGCUUUGGUGAUUGAUCAAAAAUGCAUACGAGCUGAGGUCACUCGAUAUCAUCUUGAGAGGCUGGGAAUAUCAGUGCACAUUGCUUCAACUUUGAAAGCUGCAUGCUGUUUUCUGUCUGGUGGUAUUACAUCAGGUGCAAGUGCUCCAGUUGGUCUAUCCAUGAUCCUGAUCGACAAAGAUGUUUGGGAUGAAGAAAAGGAUGUCGCGGUGCAUCGCUUUUUGAGGGACCCAAGUGGAAAUGGAAUUGUAGAGUUUGAAGCAGACCUUCCCAAAAUCAUUCUCUUGGCUACUGCAAUAGCUCCUGAUGAACGCCAUGAGCUAAAAUUAGCUGGCUUGAUAGAUGAUGUGCUUAUGAAGCCUCUUAGGCUAGGCGGUUUAAUGGUUUGCUUGCAAGAAGCCCUAGGAAGUGGUAAGAAGAGUCGAGUCAGAAAAAAGAAACCGACGAAUCUUCAGAAUCUGCUGAGAGGGAAGCAUAUCUUGGUGGUGGAUGACAAUGUUGUAAACAGGAGGGUGGCACAGGGUGCUCUAGAGAGGUAUGGAGCUAUAGUCACCUGUGUUUGCAGUGGGAGAGCUGCGGUAGAGUUGCUUGAACCACCACACAAAUUUGAUGCUUGCUUCAUGGACCGCCAUAUGCCCGAAAUGGACGGAUUUGAAGCUACAAGGCAUAUUCGAGCUAGGGAGACUCGGAUCAAUGAGCAACUCGCAUCUGGUGAAGUGUCAAUCGAGAAGUAUGGAAAUAAGCCAUGUUGGCAUACACCAAUAAUGGCGAUAACGGCUGAUGUGAUUCAGGCAACAAGUGAGGAGUGUAGAAAGUGCGGGAUGGAUGAUUUUGUUGCAAAGCCAUUUAAAGAGGAACAAUUGUACAAUGCAGUGGCCCGUUUCUUCGAGUCUAGUGGCCAGAGUGGUUGA
Messenger RNA from Linum tenue, 4069 nucleotides. NCBI's taxonomy places the organism in Eukaryota, Viridiplantae, Streptophyta, Magnoliopsida, Malpighiales, Linaceae. The record is from the annotation of a GenBank genome assembly.